This is a messenger RNA of Nicotiana tabacum (common tobacco), 1381 nucleotides long. Its product is annotated as E3 ubiquitin-protein ligase BIG BROTHER. Gene Ontology annotation, molecular function: ubiquitin-protein transferase activity; ubiquitin conjugating enzyme binding. Gene Ontology annotation, biological process: floral organ development; protein ubiquitination; negative regulation of organ growth. NCBI's taxonomy places the organism in Eukaryota, Viridiplantae, Streptophyta, Magnoliopsida, Solanales, Solanaceae. The record is from RefSeq and is a predicted model, not a curated record.
GAGAAAAGGUGAAAACAAACUCAAUUGCAACGCUGUCUUCUUCCUCUUCUCUCUCUCAUGCCAUUUUCACACAAAAGAGACACAGCAAAACCGGAAAUAAAAAAGAAGAGAGAGAGAGAAGAAAGAGAGUGACUUUGAUGAGGAGCUUGACGAGUGCGUAAAAAAGGAAAAGCAAAUGAUUGUCAAAUCUGAAGCAGAUCCACAUCGCUUAUCUUGGAAUCUGAGUUUCAUAUGUUGAUUAUUCAUCUCUCUGUUUUCCUGAAGAAUUAGUGACUAGUAAUCCACCAUGAACUGGAAUCAGCAAAUGGAAAUUCAUUACACGAACGCUGCUAUGCCUUAUAAUUCAAUUGGAAGCUUUAUGGAUUUCUUUGGAGGUGUUACAUAUGACCAUGUAAAUUAUAUAUUUGCCGAUCCUCCAUAUGGUCAGGAGAGUUUAUACCCAUCCAUCAGUACCAAUCCCUACAAAUUUGGGUACUCUGAAGCAGGUAGUUUCUCAUAUUACGAAUAUGGUCAUGAAUAUGUGGUUAAUGAUCAUGUAUCUGGAAUCAAGGAGCAUGAUAGACAUUUAGAGAACCCUUCAACCGCCACCGGCGACCAGAAUGUAGCUGCAAAUGUGCAUAGAGAAGCAAUUUCAGGCUCCAAUUCACGCACUAAUUAUGUGGAAUGUCCUAGGGGUCAAAUUAAUACUCGUGACAGUGAGGUUAUUUGGCAAGAUAAUAUCGACCCUGACAACAUGACCUAUGAGGAAUUACUUGAAUUGGGGGAGGCUGUUGGAACUCAAAGCAGAGGUCUUUCCCAAGAUCAAAUCUCCUUGCUUCCAAUCACAAAGUUUAAGUGUGGCUUGUUCUCAAGAAAGAAAUCAAGAAAGGAAAGGUGUGUCAUCUGCCAGAUGGAGUACAAACGAAAUGACCGACAGAUCACUCUUCCCUGCAAACAUCUCUAUCAUGCUGGUUGUGGCAGUAGAUGGCUAAGUAUCAACAAAGCUUGCCCAAUUUGCUACUCGGAAGUGGCAAUUGAUACAUCGAAGCGGUGAAGCGAAUAACAAGCACUAUAGGGAACUGGCUUCAUACUUUUCUUCUUGGUCACAGCAUUUUCCCUUUUUUCCUUUUCGUUCACGUUCUCCUUAUAGAGCUUAUUUUUCCCGUUGCUUCUGUGUUACAUUAGAGAAAUAUAGUCUAGUGGUAAAUAAGAACAGAAAGAAACACCGCGUUUGACAGUUUCGUUAGAUGUUGGAGCUUAGUACCACAUGUUCUGUUUUGAAUAUUAGCCAUGAUCUCAGAACUUUGUCACAGAAAGGAUGUCUACUUCUACUUUCACUGUCCUACUAUUGUUGCGUGGGAGAAAUACAAAAAUACGAAGAGGAAUGAACCGUUUGUUUUUC